GUUAUUAGUUAUUAUUGUAGAUUAAUCAUCCUGCUAACUUCCCCCGCUCCGUCAACCUCCAAUCGACACGCUGCACGAGUUCACCGCAAUGCAGAACGCAUAAAAGACAUCCGCCGCCCGCCUGGAAUUGCUCAACCGUCUAUCUUGACAGCCCCCUGGUUGCCCGUCUGGUUUCGAGAACAAAGUGGGCUCAAUUGUCCUUCUCUUUGGUUCCGCCUUCACGUCAUUCCACUCCAGUCUACUACUGAGUAGUAGUUACCAGCUGUCCCGCACGCACUCGGUGAGGCGCUCAUCUUGACACGGCUGCGCUGCUACACAGACGCUAUACCAACCGAAAAAAAAAAAAAAAAAAAAGACGAGCUGAGCGGUGUUGCUCCACGGAUAAAAGAAAAGAGAACUCCUCCGCCAUGGAGGACUCAUCGCUUCGCCAUAGCAUCACCCUCCAUCCGCACCCCUUCCAUCUCCAUCCCAAUCGCACCGACACGCCCACGCCGUCCAGGAUGUCGCUGCCGUACCACGAAGCCACCAGUACGGGUGUCGAGCCUGUGGACAUAACUCAUUACCAGCAUCGAACGCACAGCGCCGACGAAGAAAGCCAGCCUCCCCCGCAGUACACGCCGGAGAAUGAUCCGUUUCAGCUAUCGUCAAAGUUGAAGUCGGCCGAGGAGAUCCGUGAGAUCAAGGCCAACACGUCGCGGAAGCGAGACUGCGCCCCGUCUCUCAUGAAAAGGACUGCAGACGCCGUCACGUCCAGGAGACUGCAGGGAUUUUACGAAUCUCAGAAUGAGAGCAUUCAGCGGAUGCUGAAGCCCGUCGAAGAACAUGUCCGGGAUGCCCGCGAAUUCACCUCCCAGAACCAGCUCAAAUACAAGAUUGCCGUCUGGGGCAGUUUUGCUGCCAAUGUUAUCCUCUCGAUUGUUCAGAUCUACGGAGCCGUCUCGUCGGGAUCGCUCUCGCUCUUCACCACCAUGGCGGAUGCCAUCUUCGACCCAAUGUCCAACCUGACGCUACUCCUCUGCAACAAGGCGGUUACCAAGGUCGACCCGCGCAAGUUUCCUGCAGGCAAGGCGCGCAUCGAGACUGCUGGUAACAUCUGCUUUUGCUUUCUCAUGACCUCUGUGUCGUUUAUCCUGAUCGCUCUCUCUGCUCGCGAACUCAAGGCGGGCAGCAGUGACGAGACUACCGAAUUCCAUCUGCCCUCCGUCGUCGCUGUUGCGGUCGCGUUCGCCACCAAAUUCGUCUUAUUCCUUUACUGCUGGGCUAUGCGCAACCAAGUCUCCCAGAUUCGGAUCCUCUGGGAAGACCACCGCAACGACUUGUUUAUCAACGGAUUCGGUAUCCUGACCUCGGUCGGUGGCAGUAAGCUCCGCUGGUGGAUUGAUCCGAUGGGAGCCGUCAUCCUGUCGGUUCUGAUCUCAGCGCUGUGGCUGCACACUGCUUAUUCGGAGUUCCAGCUGCUGAUCGGAGUUACAGCCGAUAUUCAGACACAGCAACUGAUCACGUAUAUCUCUAUGACCCACUCUCCACUGAUCACGGCCAUUGACACUGUGCGUGCUUACACGUCGGGUCCCCGUCUGCUUGUCGAAGUCGACAUUGUCAUGGAGCCCAACGAGAGUCUCCAGGCGACGCACGACGUCGCGGAGGAGCUCCAGAUGAAACUGGAGUCGCUCCCAGACGUGGAACGCGCCUAUGUCCAUGUGGACUACGAGACGACGCACAAGCCUGAGCAUUUCCUGAAAAAGGAGCUGUAAUUGGAACUAUACUGUGAUAUCCUGAUACCCCAACUUUGUGCCCACGAUAAGUGGCUCUGAGUGAUGACCAUGACUUUUACUUCCUUAUUCGGCGCAUGCGGUUAGCCUGCAGAUUAUAUGCUAUCAAACUGCUGUGGAGUAUUUUUAAACCGAUUCAUGCCGAAUAUUUCUCCAAUCUGGGCGGCAUAGGAAUCAAAUUUUGACAGACUGCAUUCAUAUGACAGCCACAGUACUUGUAAUAUGUAUGAGAAUAGAAUAAUACCGUACGUGGGAGAGAAUCAAUUCCAUUAUUUUAAAGCCGC
Messenger RNA from Paecilomyces variotii, 2053 nucleotides. RefSeq lists its product as hypothetical. The transcript is spliced from 2 exons. Gene Ontology annotation, cellular component: membrane. The coding region runs from base 408 to 1751 and encodes 447 amino acids. NCBI's taxonomy places the organism in Eukaryota, Fungi, Ascomycota, Eurotiomycetes, Eurotiales, Thermoascaceae. Gene Ontology annotation, molecular function: monoatomic cation transmembrane transporter activity. The record is from RefSeq and is a predicted model, not a curated record. Gene Ontology annotation, biological process: transmembrane transport; monoatomic cation transport.